CUUCCUCAUCUCCCAGAUUUUCCUUCUCAGCCGACGAUUGAGCUUUUCUUCCCUACCCGAAACUUCUUGGGUUUCCUCUUCCCCUUCCAUGCGACGCGUGGCUUCUCCCUCUUCCCUCGGUUUCCUCUUCUUCCUCAUGCAGAUCCUCGGCCUCUCAAUCCCCUUCCCGCUGCAGAUGGCUCUUCCUCUUCAACCAGCCAUAGCUUUUCAUCCUACCGAUCCAUUUUCACCUUCUCUACCCCUGAUUUUCCCUUUCCCCAAGACAGUCAACAGACAUCCCUUUUUCUCAAGAUCACCGGCGAUCUACAAGAACCGCUGUCGCAGUCCAGCAUCACCUACGCCGGUGAGUGAACAGCAGAACAGGAGCAAAUGAAGCCGGAUCUAUUGGUUGGUGGCGGAGGUUCUAUUCACGCGAUGACGCCGAGAAGAAGCUUCCUGAGAACUCCCAGUUUAACUGCAGAUCCGAUCAGUUUCUACUCAAGAUCGUUCUUUCAGCUAAAAGGGGAUUCGAUAUGGGCUGUUUUUCUGCAUAUCAAGGCCCAAAGUCACAUUUCAAAAGUCUGGGAUAUGUAGAUCCAAGUGGGCAGUUCCAACGAGUAUGGGCCUGUUGAGUGUUUCAGGUUCUAGGGUUUUUCCCUUGGGAUAUAAAUAGAGGUUUUAGGAGUAGGAAAAGGGGGGUUUCUGAAAUCAGAAAAAGGGCAUUUUUUUGGAGAGAUUCAAGGCAGGGAAAGCAGCGGUUAGAGGGUAGAGUCGUCGAGCUUUCCAAGGGAGUGACCAGUUGCGUUUCGGAGGGGUUCCAUCUUCUGGGUUUCAUCGUCGUAGGUAAUUUGCUGAACAGAGGGAUUUUUGGGAAGGAUAGUGACGGAGACGAAUGGAGCUUGAUCCCGUGGGUAGGAUCCCUCCUUCUGAUCCUGAUCUGUCCUCUCCAGAAAUUUCGGCCUUGUUUGCUUUAAUUCUUUUUUCUUAGAUUUUUGAUGUUUUGGAACUGGAGUGGAUGAUGACGUGGUGAAUAAAAUCAAGUACGUUUGUUGAA
This is a messenger RNA of Rubroshorea leprosula, 1033 nucleotides long. The record is from the annotation of a GenBank genome assembly. NCBI's taxonomy places the organism in Eukaryota, Viridiplantae, Streptophyta, Magnoliopsida, Malvales, Dipterocarpaceae.